UCGGCGGUUCGACUCCUGCCGCUCACCGCCUGCCGCCCUUUGUAAUUUUCCUGUGAUCUACAGGCGUUAUGAAAAUUCAUUGAUCGCCCCCGAUCCUCUUGACAUGUGCAUUAUUUGUCCCGUUAACUGACACUGCAGAAAAAUUGGCCCUGUUAAUGCAAUGUAUUUAAUGAAGAGCAUAUACGUUUGUUUUGAUGGAUAAUUCGUAUACUGAAAAUCCUCGACUUUGAUUGAAUUUUUGAUUCAGACGGUGCACUUAAAUUAUUGUAAAUGGAGAUGGUGUUUGUGAUGAUUUUGUUGAUUUGUAGCAGGGGCGGUGGAUUAUUAGUAGACUUUGGGUUCAUUACUUAAUUGCCCAAUUUAUAGCUUCUGUUUUUUUCCUCUUUGAAGGGCAUUGAAUUUAUAGGUCAUUGUAUGACAUUGGAUUAUCACUGUUCAGAACAUGCAUUGUACUCUUGUGAAGCAGAUAAGAGUUAAGUAUGCUGUGCUUUCAGUUCAGUAGGAUUUCUGCACCAGCAGCCGCCUCCAUUGCUGUUCGCUUGACAUUUUCGCUUCUCUUCCUUGCAUUUUUUGUACGCUCUGCGCGUUUGCUUGUUCACCCAAUAGAUUGCUUGAAGUCAGGAUGUCAACCCCAAGAGUUACUUCUUGCAAUGCCUCAGGUAACAAUAGAGAAGAAGAAAUUGAGCCAGAGGCCACUAAUGGCAGUGCCAAAGCAUCUCUGCAAUUUGGCAGGAAGUAAGGGUUGCAGAAUUGGAAGCAUGCAGCUGUUGCAUGAGGUUCCCUCGGGUCCCAAUCCCAUUAGCCAGGAAUAUCCCACCAGUUUUCAUAUAAUCAAGUCCAGACCACCUCACCCAUAACUAUAUCAGAUCCUCUAACAUGUAGAUAAAUUAUAUCAUACUCUUAUCUUAUACAGUUUAAUUUUAAGAAUUCCAAGUGACCUCAUUAGACUACCAGUCCUCCACCAACUUGGAGAUGCAGGCUUCAAUAAUAUCCAUAAAUCUUGCAUGGCUGCAUAACCUCAGUGUUUGUCUGUCAUGCAAAAUUGCAAGAGCAAAUGCAGCCACUUAGAAACUGUAAAUAUUAUCAUUAUUUAUUAAUGUAUAGUCCUUGCCUUUCUCAGAAAAUAACAGUGGAAAGAGGAAUGGAAAUGCAAAUAUAAUUCAUAUUUCAGUUAUCA
Messenger RNA from Cryptomeria japonica (Japanese cedar), 1177 nucleotides. RefSeq lists its product as uncharacterized. The record is from RefSeq and is a predicted model, not a curated record. Bases 480 to 857 code for a protein of 125 amino acids. Lineage: Eukaryota; Viridiplantae; Streptophyta; Pinopsida; Cupressales; Cupressaceae. The transcript is spliced from 3 exons.